GAGCCAAAGCGUGUGCAUGCGCAGCUUGCUCACGGCUACGGAUCAUCCCUCGGUUGCUAAGGAGGGCCUGGACAUUCGGGCUUCUGAGCUGGAGGGAAGGGAGGUGAUAAUGAGCCAAGCUAGUAAGCCGUUUAACCCCGAAGAGGUCAGGGUUAUCGUGGCAUCAUUGCAGCAACCUGCAGUGUUUCUUAAUAUGGUUUCUGACUGGCCAGCACUGAAGUGGAAUGUGGAGUAUCUUUCGCAUGUCCUUAAUGGAAAACCAUUGAAGUUCAGGAUUGGAGAGAGGAAUAUGACUAAAGUUCCUCAGUUUGAAACACACUGUGAGUAUGUACAGGCCACACUGCAGGAGUUCUUAGUCUGGCUUCAUGGUGGAUCUGAUGUCUCAGCUGGACUGUUCGCUGCUUUUCCCCGGUCUCGGUAUUGGGCCUAUGCUGACUACAAGUAUAUCGCCAUGACCUUUGAAGAGAAAGCCGAGGUCUUUCAGGAUAUAAUUUGGUCUGACUUUGGGUUCCCGGGGAGAGAUGGACGAGAUAGCACACUGUGGAUUGGCAGCGAAGCAGCAAACACGCCCUGUCACCUUGAUUCUUACGGAUGCAAUCUGGUGUUGCAAGUGCAAGGAAGAAAAAGAUGGCAUCUCUUCCCCCCCGAAGACACCUCCUUCCUGUAUCCCAGUCGAAUUCCUUAUGAAGAGUCCAGCAUAUUCAGCAGUGUAAAUGUGGUCAACCCUGAUUUGGAGCGCUUCCCUCGAUUUCGUGGAGCUAGACCACAUGUUGUGACCUUGCACCCAGGAGAGGUCCUGUUUGUUCCCAAACAUUGGUGGCACUAUGUGGAAUCCUUGGAUCCUGUCACUGUCAGCAUUAACUCCUGGAUUGAACUGUGUUAUUGGAGGGACGUACUGAAAAGGUGCUGUGUAAAUGAUGACGAUGAUGAAGCCAGAGUUGGGGAGGCGUUGACUCGCACUGUCGUAUGUGCUCUGAAGUCUGUGGAUCCUCGCGCUGAUAUUGCCAGCUGGCUGAAUACCACGGAGGCUGCAGUCACUUCGCAUGAAACAAACUUGCACUAUGUCAACCUUGCAGUUCAGGCCUGUUUAGAUAAGCCAAAGAUUUGCUCCGCAAAGGGCAGAAACACAUCAGCUCGGGGCUCUUCUGCCUUUUCUAGGAAAAGGAAAUGUGGUUCAGGUGAAGAAGCAGAGCACUCGGCAGCUACGGACGCUGUGAGGAACCCUGCAGAACCUAUAUCCACCCUUACCCCCAGCAUCCCUUUCGGGCCUAACCUAGUUUCCGUUGCCCGAGAAGCAGCUGCUGUAGCCCAGCACGGAGUACCCAGUGUCCCCAGGGAUGAUAACAUUUCUCUGACAAAUAACCUGGAAGCUAAUUAUUGCUGUGGAAGAAAGGACUGUAAUUCCAAACCUACUGGAGUUCACAGGGCAGUGAUAUCUACCGACGAGUUGCUAAACUGUUUGGUCCACCCCGAUGUGAUCAGCUUAAUGACUGAGAUUCUGCUGGACAGGCAUUGCUCUCAUUAAUUGGAUGAGCUCUUCAGUGUCCAUUGAUUUUAUUUUUUAAGUGUGGAAAUAAAUCAUCCCUAAAAGGAA
Carcharodon carcharias (great white shark) is the source of this 1594-nucleotide messenger RNA. It is a transcript of the gene hspbap1, whose product is annotated as hspb associated protein 1. Gene Ontology annotation, molecular function: 2-oxoglutarate-dependent dioxygenase activity. The transcript has 9 exons. The coding region runs from base 17 to 1525 and encodes 502 amino acids. The record is from RefSeq and is a predicted model, not a curated record. NCBI's taxonomy places the organism in Eukaryota, Metazoa, Chordata, Chondrichthyes, Lamniformes, Lamnidae.